Plectropomus leopardus (leopard coralgrouper) is the source of this 2134-nucleotide messenger RNA. RefSeq names its product transcription factor Sox-8. NCBI's taxonomy places the organism in Eukaryota, Metazoa, Chordata, Actinopteri, Perciformes, Serranidae. The record is from RefSeq and is a predicted model, not a curated record. Gene Ontology annotation, cellular component: nucleus. Gene Ontology annotation, molecular function: DNA-binding transcription factor activity, RNA polymerase II-specific; RNA polymerase II cis-regulatory region sequence-specific DNA binding. Gene Ontology annotation, biological process: negative regulation of transcription by RNA polymerase II; neural crest cell development; morphogenesis of an epithelium.
UUUCACGACUGCACCUCCCAUGACAGCAUAGGAAAACAAAACUGACGAAGACAAACAAACAGGGAAGCAGGAGGAAAACAACGGACCAGUACUGACAGAAUUUGUUGAAGGAAUUAAACUGUGGCGCACCGUGCGUAAAAGGCGCACUGGCCACUCUGCUGCGCGCCUCAAUCCAUUGCUUGAUUUUUUUGUUUUAAAUUGAAGGUUACUCUUUCGGAUUUUCAACCCUAAGGGGCUGAGCGAAGAAUGUUAAAAAUGACAGAGGAGCAUGACAAGUGUGGCGGCGACCAUCCGUGCAGUCCAUCCGGCACAAACAGCUCCAUGUCCCAGGACGAGUCCGACUCCGAUGCUCCGUCCUCACCGACGGGCUCCGACGGCCAUGGAUCCCUGCUUGCCGGUUUGGGCAAGAAGUUGGACGCGGAGGAUGACGACCGGUUCCCAGCUUGCAUACGGGACGCCGUCUCUCAGGUCCUCAAAGGAUACGACUGGUCCCUGGUGCCCAUGCCCGUGAGAGGGAACGGCUCACUGAAGAAUAAACCUCACGUCAAGAGACCCAUGAAUGCGUUCAUGGUUUGGGCGCAAGCAGCCCGCAGAAAGCUGGCGGAUCAGUAUCCACACCUGCACAACGCCGAGCUGAGCAAGACUCUGGGGAAACUGUGGCGUUUGCUCUCAGAAAGUGAGAAGAGGCCGUUUGUUGACGAAGCAGAGAGACUCCGGGUUCAGCACAAAAAAGAUCAUCCAGAUUACAAGUAUCAGCCACGGCGACGGAAGAACAUGAAACCAGGCCAGAGCGACUCAGACUCAGGAGCAGAACUGGCACAUCACAUGUAUAAAGCUGAACCUGGGAUGGGAGGACUGACGGGGAUGACUGACGGACACCACCACCCUGAACAUGCAGGGCAGCCCCAUGGUCCCCCUACACCACCCACUACUCCCAAAACAGACCUGCACCAUGGGGUGAAGCAGGAUCUGAAACACGAGGGCCGUCGUCUUGUCGACAGCAACAGGCAAAACAUUGAUUUCAGCAACGUCGACAUCUCUGAGCUCAGCACUGAUGUCAUCAGCAACAUGGAGACCUUUGACGUGCAUGAGUUUGACCAGUACCUCCCGCUCAACGGCCACGCCUCAGGCUCCUCCGCCCUGCCUUCAGACCACAGCCACGGGCAGGCUCCAGCGCCUGGGGGCUCUUACACUUCCUCAUACAACCAUGCAGGCGCCAACGGGUCAGCGUGGAGCCGCAAGAGCACCAUGUCCUCCUCCGCCCCCUCCGCCAGCGAGGUGGGCCAGCACCGGCUCCAUAUUAAAACAGAGCAAUUGAGCCCCAGCCACUACAGUGAGCACUCCCAUGGGUCGCCCUCGCACUCCGAUUACGGCUCCUACAGUAGCCAGGCCUGUGUCACCUCGGCCACAUCAGCUGCCUCGGCCGCAGCCUCUUUCUCCAGCUCCCAGUGUGACUAUACUGACCUCCAGAGCUCCAACUAUUACAACCCUUACUCUGGCUACCCCUCUAGCCUCUACCAGUACCCCUACUUCCACUCAUCCAGGCGGCCCUACGGCAGCCCCAUCCUCAACAGUCUGUCCAUGGCUCCUUCCCACAGCCCCACUGCCUCCAGCUGGGACCAGCCCGUCUACACCACGCUGUCUCGACCUUGAAGGGACAACAAACAGUCAGUUUGCACCAGACUUGCUCAGAUCGAUGCACUACUAAUGAAGGAAGUAAGGAGCAGGUGGAGGAGUGUGCGUAGUAGGCUACCUGUGACCAUUUGAAACAAACAAAAAGAAAAAAGUGCCUGCUGAUUUUAUACAAAGUUCUAUCGUUGCGAUUCAAACACAGACUUUUUACACAAAGACAAAUUGUGUUGUUGGUGAGCCAAAACUCCUCCAUGAGGACACGUCGCCUACGCCUACAUCCUGUACAUCCCCCGUCAUUUUUUUUCCAGUUUUAAGAUUGCACGUGUGUGAGGUAAAGCAGAGGCCUGCCGCCGAGUUGUGUAGGAGAGAAACGGCUUGGCUCAAUUCGGCUGUGGAGCAGAUGGAGAAGCAGAUACAUUGGAGAUCGUACACGGGACCAAUUAUGUGAAUUUGCAGUGAAAUUUACAUUAACGGCCAGAGCUAUAUCGCAGCCAUUUGCAUC